CAUUCCUUGUGUCCUGUUCCAAGACUGAUCAAGUCUGCAAGCAAAGAUAGCAAUCACCACAAAAAUGCAAGCGACCAUUUUCUUCCUACUUUCAGUUUCCAUCGCCCUGUCAGCAUCAAAUCCCAUUGCGGAUCCAGGAAAGAUUCUCAAUGAAGGUGACGUGAUUGCUGUUUUCGAUGAAGACGAGCCUGAGCAGCCAGCCGUUUUGUUUGUACAGCAACAACAGCAGCCGCUGGACGAAUUCUUCGUGUUGGAAAGUUUUAAUCCUGAUGAGCAACCAAAAAGCGACGAUUGCGAAGGCUGCGACAACCAACAGGCCCAAACGCAAGAGAGAUCUUUCUUUUUCAAAAAAAUUUUCAGACCAGCAGUCGCACGCCCGUCUGUGGGCUUGACUGUUGCCAUCCCGAAACCGCAGACGGUCCGUCUUCCGCCGCCCAUCGUCGUGGGAACCGUUUACCAGCCCAUUUCCUUUGUUACGUCACCGAUCGCAACUGGUGGAUUCGCUGCUUCUGGUAGUUCCGGUCAAUUCGUUGGAAAUGCCAUGACCGGUUUAAAAGGAUACCUGCAAGGAUUACUCAAUAGCCAUUUGUCUGCCGGGCAAGUGUCCCAACCUUCUUUAACCCUGACUCCAGGCGCAGGUGGUGGAGUGGUUGACUUGGGCAUUUCGGGACAACAAGGAUUGUUUUCUGCCGGAGCACGACCUACCCAAGUGUCACGACCUUUCACGGGCAUCUCAGGCUCAACCGGUCUAGGCUUAUUGUCGGCCGGCCCUUCAACUGGUCAAGGCAAUGUUGACGUCGGCAUGAUCGGACAACAAGGAUUGUUGCAAGCAUUGUUUGCCGGAGCUCGACCAACCAUGUUGCAAGAGUCCAGACCUCCCACUGGAUUGUUUCCCAGCUCAGGUGGCCAAGGCAACGUCGGAAUCAACAUUCAACAAAGCAUCUUGGGAUCCAACAGUGGCCCUUCUUCUCCGAACGGAUCGGCAUCCGCAUCCGUCCAUGUAUCAGGCGGACAGCAGCAUCAACCUCAACCUCAGCAGCCUCAACCUGUAUUGGAAACAACAAACAAGCCAUUGAACCCUACUCCUACCCCUUGGUCGGAAGUUAACAUAGAUAAAGUCAUUGACGUCAUGGCUCAAGCAGUUAAAUCGUAAACAGAAAAAAAAUUUAGAU
This is a messenger RNA of Daphnia pulicaria, 1172 nucleotides long. RefSeq lists its product as uncharacterized. The record is from RefSeq and is a predicted model, not a curated record. NCBI's taxonomy places the organism in Eukaryota, Metazoa, Arthropoda, Branchiopoda, Diplostraca, Daphniidae. The transcript has 3 exons. Bases 65 to 1153 code for a protein of 362 amino acids.